Molecule: messenger RNA, 957 nt
Organism: Lagenorhynchus albirostris (white-beaked dolphin)
Lineage: Eukaryota; Metazoa; Chordata; Mammalia; Artiodactyla; Delphinidae
Gene: NOP16
Product: NOP16 nucleolar protein
Exons: 5
Coding region: 106-642 (178 amino acids)
Biological process (GO): ribosomal large subunit biogenesis
Cellular component (GO): nucleolus
Source: RefSeq, a predicted model, not a curated record
CCAAAGCCUGCGAAACCACGCGAUCACUAGCCGGAAGGAGUCGCUACACGAGGUACUUGGAGUGAGAGGCACCGAGUCUGAGUUACCCGUGCUGGGGUCAGCGCGAUGCCUAAAGCCAAGGGGAAGACCCGGAGGCAGAAGUUCGGUUAUAAUGUUAACCGGAAGCGUCUGAACCGGAAUGCUCGACGGAAGGCAGCGCCGCGGAUCGAAUGCUCCCACAUCCGACAUGCCUGGGACCAGACCAAAUCGGUGCGGCAGAACCUGGCCGACAUGGGUUUGGCUAUGGACCCCAACAGGGCAGUGCCCCUUCUUAAGAGAAAGGUAAAGGCCCUGGAAGUGGACGUGGAGGAGGGGCCUAAGGAGCUCAUGCGGAAGCCCUAUGUGCUCAAUGACCUGGAGGCAGAAGCCAGCCUUCCAGAAAAGAAAGGAAAUACGCUAUCUCGGGAUCUCAUUGACUAUGUUUGCUACAUGGUGGAGAACCAUGGGGAGGACUAUAAGGCUAUGGCCCGGGAUGAGAAGAAUUACUAUCAAGAUACCCCAAAACAGAUUCGGAAUAAGAUCAACGUCUAUAAGCGUUUUUACCCAGCGGAGUGGCAAGCCUUUGUCGAUUCGUUGCAAAAGAAUAAGAUGGAGGUUGAGUGACUGGUUUACACCUGCCCCAGGUUGAGGCUUCCUCCUGGACCAGAGAAGUUGAGCCAGGGUUUAAGGCAAGGAGAGGUGUGUGGCUACAGAUGAGUCUAGCCAAACCCCAUGGAAUCAAAAGGUUACAGCGCACACAUACACACACACACACACACACAAAAUCUCUCACACUUCCCUUUGGGGAAGACACUGUCUCCCAGAGGCUUCAAUUUAUGUUCUUCUGGAGUCUCUGGGAAAAGCCAGAACCUGCUAUUUUCAGAGUGGGUGGUUUGUUUGAAUAUAGUCUGUGUACAAUAAAAUACAGUAUUUUACUUC